AUGACGAUUCUCAACAAGUUUUUUGGCAAAUCAGGUCAACAAUCAACUGAAGAACAAAUCAAACAUUUAGGAUUCGAAAUCAGCACCUGUCCAGAAACAUGCGACGAUUGUACUUCCAAGUUCCCUAAAUCAUUAUCAUUUGAAGAAUCAGACAAGCUUUGGCAGUCUACAAAACCAUAUGGGUUGCAUUUGAACGUGUCAACAGGAAGAACUGAUUGGCCGCACGAUGCAACUGGUACAUCGGGGACAUUGUCUCAUGCAGUAGCAUCAUGGGCUUCUAAGCACGGUGACACCCCAAUAGGCACCAUCAAAGUUACGUGUUCAUCCUUUGCUAGUGACGAAAUGUUCACUGAUGAAGAUUACAUCACUGAGCAAACUGGUGAUGUAUUGGUGCUUCCAUACUUUCUAUGGAUAAAAGGAUUGAAAGUAUCUGAAGUUGAUAAAGUCUUGACAAAAUUGGUCAGCAUUUUAUCAUCCACUGACCAUGAUAAACUACAAGUGAGCGAUAUUCAAGCUCAAAUCCCACAAAUAAUUCCUGACGUUAACAAGGCAUACAUUCUUCUAUGUUCCCACCGUACAAGAGACAAGAGAUGUGGAAUCACCGCACCAAUAAUGAAACGAGAAAUGGAAAUGUAUCUAAGAGAGUUGGAUUUGUAUCGUGACAUGUGUGAUACAUCACCUGGUGGAGUAAAUGUUGGGUUUAUAAACCAUAUUGGUGGCCACAAAUAUGCUGCCAAUGUUAUUAUUUAUUUAAAACUGUCGGGGAGAAACAUUUGGUUAGCGUUGUGCAAGCCUAACAAUGUAAGACCAAUUAUUGAUGAAUGUAUUUUGCAUGGAGGUAAAGUAUGGCCGGAUAAGGUGAGAUUAGUUCAAAAAUUCAAUCCAAUAGAGUGGUGA
Lodderomyces parapsilosis is the source of this 897-nucleotide messenger RNA. RefSeq lists its product as uncharacterized. Lineage: Eukaryota; Fungi; Ascomycota; Pichiomycetes; Serinales; Debaryomycetaceae. The transcript has a single exon. The coding region runs from base 1 to 897 and encodes 298 amino acids. The record is from RefSeq and is a predicted model, not a curated record.